Molecule: messenger RNA, 1005 nt
Organism: Procambarus clarkii (red swamp crayfish)
Lineage: Eukaryota; Metazoa; Arthropoda; Malacostraca; Decapoda; Cambaridae
Source: RefSeq, a predicted model, not a curated record
AUGUGGGGGCGAAGUAUUGGACCAACACCUGGCUACUUGUACCAUCAGUAUCAAACACCCGCGCUACCUGGAGAGAGACCAGCUGGCUUACAGCAGGCCCCGCCGACCAGCAGGCUUACAGCAGGCCCCGCCGACCAGCAGGCUUACAGCAGGCACCACCGACCAGCAGGCUUACAGCAGGCCCCGCCGACCAGCAGGCUUACAGCAGGCCCCGCCGACCAGCAGGCUUACAGCAGGCACCACCGACCAGCAGGCUUACAGCAGGCCCCGCCGACCAGCAGGCUUACAGCAGGCCCCACCGACCAGCAGGCCCCGCCGACCAGCAGGCCCCGCCGACCAGCAGGCUUACAGCAGGCCCCGCCGACCAACAAACUUACAGCAGGCCCCGCCGACCAGCAGGCUUACAGCAGGCACCACCGACCAGCAGGCUUACAGCAGGCCCCACCGACCAACAAACUUACAGCAGGCCCCGCCGACCAGCAGGCUUACAGCAGGCCCCGCCGACCAGCAGGCUUACAGCAGGCACCACCGACCAGCAGGCUUACAGCAGGCACCACCGACCAGCAGGCUUACAGCAGGUACCACCGACCAGCAGGCUUACAGCAGGCACCACCGACCAGCAGGCUUACAGCAGGCACCACCGACCAGCAGGCUUACAGCAGGCCACGCCGACCAGCAGGCUUACAGCAGGCACCACCGACCAGCAGGCUUACAGCAGGCACCACCGACCAGCAGGCUUACAGCAGGCACCACCGACCAGCAGGCUUACAGCAGGCACCACCGACCAGCAGGCUUACAGCAGGCCUCGCCGACCAGCAGGCUUACAGCAGGCACCACCGACCAGCAGGCUUACAGCAGGCACCACCGACCAGCAGGCUUACAGCAGGCCCCGCCGACCAGCAGGCCCCACCGACCAACAAACUUACAGCAGGCCCUGCCGACCAGCAGGCUUACAGCAGGCCCUGCCGACCAGCAGGCGGUUCUCCCUUCAUACCAAAUACUUGA